Molecule: messenger RNA, 1644 nt
Organism: Cyphellophora europaea CBS 101466
Lineage: Eukaryota; Fungi; Ascomycota; Eurotiomycetes; Chaetothyriales; Cyphellophoraceae
Exons: 7
Coding region: 1-1644 (547 amino acids)
Biological process (GO): carbohydrate transport; transmembrane transport
Cellular component (GO): membrane
Molecular function (GO): carbohydrate:proton symporter activity
Source: RefSeq, a predicted model, not a curated record
AUGUCUCUGGAGAAGGAGACUUCGGUCGAACAGCACGAGACAGUUUCAGAGGCUGUCAACGAUGUCGCAGUCUCAAAAGAGUGGGCGCACGCCGAGGGCAAGAAGGGUGCCGAUCAGGAGCAUCAAAUGACGCUCUUGCAGGGAAUCAAAGGAUACCCAGGAGCGAUCAUGUGGAGCGUGUUGCUUUCAACGGCUAUAAUAAUGGAAGGGUAUGAUAUCGUUUUAAUCGGCAACUUGUUUGGUCAACCAAAGUUCCAGGAGCAUUAUGGUACCUGGCGGGGGGAGGAUCUGGGUUACCAGAUCUCCGCUCCAUGGCAAGCUGGUCUCGGGAACGGAACUGCAGUGGGAACGAUCAUCGGCGCCUUUGCGAACGGCUGGUUGACGCAAAGGUUUGGCUACCGCAAAACACUCCUUUGCGCUCUGGCAGCUGUGACUUGCUUCAUCUUCAUCACGUUCUUCGCCAGGAGUCUGCCCAUGCUCCUGACAGGCUCAAUCCUCUGCGGAUUGCCUUGGGGAGUCUUCGCCACAAUGGCUCCCGCCUACGCCAGUGAGAUUUGCCCGUUGGCUCUUAGGUCAUACCUCACCUCUUACGUGUGUUUAUGCUGGGCACUGGGUCAACUAAUCUCGGCCGGUGUUCUGAAUGGAUUCCAAAGCAAUAUGACGCAAUGGGCUUUCCGCGUUCCCUUCGCCAUUCAGUGGAUCUGGCCAAUUCCGCUUGCGAUCGUGCUGUUCUUCGUUCCGGAGAGCCCGUACUGGCUUGCGAGACGCAAUAGGCUCGAAGAAGCCGAGGAAGUGCUGAACCGACUGUCGUCGAAGAAGUACCCUGCCGACACCAAGAAACAACUCGCAAUGAUCGUGCACACCAACAAGAUCGAAGACGAAAUCUCCUCUGGUGGUAGCUAUGUCGAUUGCUUCAGGGGCAUCAACCUUCGUCGGACGGAGAUCGUGUGCCUGGUUUUCAUCACACAAAAUUCAACGGGGGUGGCUAUCGGAGGGACGCCCACUUACUUCUUCGUUCAGGCCGGCGUCGGAAGCGAGCAUGUCUUCAAGUUUGCAACCGGCGCCUUGGGGUUGGCAUCGGUUGGCGUCAUCAUCUCGUGGUUCCUGCUUUACCGCGUUGGCCGUCGAACGCUUUAUGUUUGGUCUUGCGGUGCUCUCGUCGUUUUGCUGCUGCUCAUUGGCGUAAUUUCGGCAGUCAGCCAGUCCCAAAGCGCCAGCUUCGCACAAGCCGGACUGGUACUUGUUUGGGAAAUCCUCUUCUAUGCCACAAUUGGGCCUGUCUGUUAUACCAUCAUUGGAGAGGUUCCGGCUGUCGGCGUCCGCAACAAGAGCAUCUGCAUAGCCCGGAUUGCUUACUAUAUCUCUCAGAUUACCGUUGGGACGAUAAGUCCGUAUCUCAUAAAUCCCACAGCGGCCAAUUUGCGAGGGAAGGUUGGUUUCUUCUGGGCGGGGACUUGCCUCUUGACCUUUAUCUGGUGUUUCUUCAGACUGCCCGAAACCAAGGGUCGAACUUUUGAAGAGAUCGAUCUACUCUUCGCUGCAAAAACUCCUGCGCGCAAGUUCGCCACGGCCAAGGUUGACGCGUAUGCAGAGAGCUCGUCUCGAGUUGUGCCAGAAAGCGCGGAUAAUGCAGACAGAGCUUGA